This is a messenger RNA of Penicillium daleae, 600 nucleotides long. Its product is annotated as Zn(II)2Cys6 transcription factor domain-containing protein. Gene Ontology annotation, biological process: regulation of DNA-templated transcription. The record is from RefSeq and is a predicted model, not a curated record. The transcript has 4 exons. Bases 1 to 600 code for a protein of 199 amino acids. Gene Ontology annotation, molecular function: DNA-binding transcription factor activity, RNA polymerase II-specific; zinc ion binding. NCBI's taxonomy places the organism in Eukaryota, Fungi, Ascomycota, Eurotiomycetes, Eurotiales, Aspergillaceae.
AUGGCUACCCAUCACGCAUUCGAGAGUAUUUCGUGCAGUCGCUGCCAAUUGAAAAAGAUCCGAUGCAAUCGCGUCAGUCCCCAAUGUGACAAAUGCGAGUCUAUUGGGGCUCAGUGUCAAUACCGGCCUCGAAAGCCACGAAGCAAGAAACAAGGCAACGACAACAGCGACUACUCUAUUCUCACGGACGUUCUCAGCCGCCUCCAACGCCUAGAAGAACAUUGUGGCCUGGAGAAAGCGCCAGAAACCGACGAACAUGCCGAUCGCUCGAUGUCACGUUCAUUCGUCGACUCGGACAUCGCUGGAGCUGUGCUCUCGGAUCACGCCCAGGCUCCAGCCACGCCUGGUGUGAUCGGCGGUAUCUUGAGUCGCAUCAAAAAUCCCCAAACCCGGGCUUUACUUCUUUCGAAUGUAUUCAGCCAUCUGCGUGCGGUUGAGUCAUGUUUCUUUGAAAACGAAAACUGUAUGGGAGCUAUUGCGGCUGCGAUGAUGGAAAUCGAAUACCUGCAGGAGACACCAGCCAAAGAGGCACUAGAGAACCCCGAAAUUCCAAACGAACUGACCAAGAAAUUUAUUCAAAGCAAGUUUGCCGCCCAAUAA